Didymodactylos carnosus is the source of this 1062-nucleotide messenger RNA. The record is from the annotation of a GenBank genome assembly. Lineage: Eukaryota; Metazoa; Rotifera; Eurotatoria; Philodinida; Philodinidae.
AUGCAGGAUUUUUGGACUGGUACUAUUAGCAUUGGUACGCCACCACAAAAUUUUACGAUUGAUUUCGAUACAGGUUCCAGCGAUCUUUGGGUGCCGAGUAUUCUAUGUACAGUAUCAUCUUGUACAAAUAAGAAUAAAUAUAACAGUGUCCAGUCAAGUACCUAUCGAGCAAAUGGAUCUCCAUUUUUGAUUACCUAUGGCGAUGGAUCGUAUGCCGUGGGGCAUUUCGAUAAUGAUACAGUCACAUUUGGUGGAGUACAAGCUCAAAAUCAGGUGUUUGCGGAAGCUACCAAUGAAUCGGGUUUUGUAAAUGACAUACGUGAUGGACUAUUAGGGUUGGCAUAUCCACGAAUAAGCAAUGGUGAAGCACCUGUCUUCUAUAACAUCUCAGGUGGUGAGUUAAUUGUGGGUGGAAUUGAUGCAGGAAAAUAUCAGGGUUCAAUCACGUAUGUCAAUGUCUCUCUCCAAGGCUAUUGGGAAUUUAAAAUGGAUAGUAUUUCGGUCGGUGGACAAACGUUUUGCACUAGCAAUGUUAACUGUUCCGCCAUUGCGGAUACGGGUACUACAUUGAUCGUUGGUCCAAAUGCACAAGUUCAAGCAUUAAAUACAUACCUGGGUGGUACGUACGAUCAAUCGAGUGGAUAUUGGACAAUACCUUGUAUGAACAGAAGUACCUCAUACUAUCCAAAUGUAACAUUUACAAUUAGUGGUCAAACAUUUACACUGAAUGUCUUACAAUAUGUCGUAGUAUGGGGUCAAACUAGUGCCUGGACAUGUGGACUUGUAUUUAUAAACGGAUCAUUUACAGAUCUUAACGGAAAUCCAAUGUGGAUUUUAGGUGAUUAUUUUCUUGUACGUUAUUAUUCAAUCUACAAUAUUCAAACGAAUCAAGUUGGCUUUGCUAAAUCUAUAUCGUAUACUGUUUUGAAUUCAUGGUAUUAUGAUUACACGCUGUUUCCAAAUGUCACAACACCGACAACAGCAGCAAGUACAAUCAUUGGUACAAUAAUCACAAGUUACUUUAAAAAUCGAAAAGGAAAGCAUGUAAAACAGAAACCCUAA